UUUUCAGGAUGUCAGUGAACAUUUCCACUGCAGGAAAAGGUGUGGAUCCAAGCACAGUUGAUACUUAUGACAGUGGUGAUGAUUGGGAAAUUGGGGUUGGGAAUUUAAUAAUAGAUUUGGACGCUGAUUUGGAGAAGGACAGACAGAAAUUUGAGAUGAAUAAUUCCAAUAACAGCACUAGCAGCAGCAGCUCCAAGGAUUGUGGGAGUUUGGCAUCCAGUGGGGCUAAUGCUACCACCGUCUUAGCUGAUGGCCUAAAAUUUGCUUCUGUUCAUCCCUCUGCUCCCCAGGGGAAUUCACACAAAGAGACCAGCAAAUCAAAAGUGAAAAGGAGUAAAACUUCUAAGGAUGCUAAUAAAUCUCUGCCUUCUGCUGCCUUGUAUGGGAUUCCUGAGAUCAGCAGUGCUGGUAAGAGGCAGGAAGUCCAAGGGCGCCCUGGAGAGGCAACUGGCAUGAAUUCAGCACUGGGUCAAAGUGUGAGCAGCAGCAGCUGUGGCAACCCAAACAGCAAUAAUACCAAUACCAGCACCAGCACCACUAUUGUUGCCACAGGGGCAGCCUCUUGUGGGAAAAAUAAAGAGGAGAAAACAGGUAAAAGUCAGAGCAAUAGAGGCUCCAAGAGGGAUAAGGAUGCAGGGAAAUCCAGGAAAGACAAGCAUGACCUGCUUCAGGGCCAUACCAAUGGCAGUGGUGGCCAAGCCCCCCCUGGGGGGCAUCUAUAUGGCUUUGGGGCCAAGGGCAAUGAUGGCGGGAGUCCCUACCACUGUGGGGGCACUGGGAGUGUCACCUCCUCCACUGGAGGGGAAGUUAGCAAAAAUGCCUCGGAUUCAGGGCUCUUGGGGAACUCUAUUUUGGUAAAGAAAGAAGAGGAGGAGGAGGAGAACCACAGGCGAAUCAAGAAACUGAAAACAGAGAAGGUUGACCCCCUGUUCACAGUGCCAGCACCACCACCACCAAUUUCCAGUAGCAUCACGCCUCAGAUUCUGCCUUCAUACUUUUCCUCAUCUUCAUCCAAUAUUGCAGCCCCAGUUGAACAGCUUUUGGUACGAACUCGUUCAGUGGGUGUUAAUACAUGUGAAGUUGGAGUAAUAACUGAGCCUGAAUGUCUGGGACCUUGUGAACCUGGAACCAGUGUGAACCUGGAAGGGAUUGUGUGGCAUGAAACAGAUGAAGGUGUCUUAGUGGUAAAUGUCACAUGGAGGAAUAAGACCUACGUGGGUACACUGCUGGAUUGCACAAAGCAUGAUUGGGCACCCCCAAGGUUUUGUGAGUCACCAACAAGUGAUCUGGAGAUGAGAGGAGGUCGAGGAAGAGGGAAGCGAGCAAGGUCUGCAGCAACUGUACCAGGAAAUGAUGCUAGCUUUUCAGAAGCUAGAGGGCUACAGAAUAAGAACAGAGGUGGUGCUAAUGGAAAAGGGAGGAGGGGUAACCUUAACUCAAGUGGACGCAGGACACCUCCAAACUGUGCUGUUGAAGAUGUCAAAGCCAGUCCCUCUUCUACCAAUAAAAGAAAAAAUAAACCUCCCAUGGAACUGGAUUUGAACUCCAGUUCAGAGGAUAAUAAGUCUGGAAAGCGUGUUCGUACUAAUUCUAGAAGUACUCCAACCACCCCUCAGGGGAAACCAGACACUACUUUUUUGGACCAAGGUUGCUCUUCUCCAAUAUUAAUUGAUUGUCCACACCCAAACUGUAACAAAAAGUACAAGCACAUUAAUGGACUGCGUUAUCACCAGGCUCAUGCACACUUAGACCCAGAAAGCAAACUGGAAUUUGAGCCUGAGAGUGAGGACAAAAUUUCAGAUUGUGAGGAAGCACUGAGUACUAUGACAUCUCAAUUCAAUGAGCCAAGCACAAAUAUAUCAACAUUUGAUCCAUUAAAAGCACCAACAUCCCCUAGCUCUAUAAAUACUCCUGGAACACCCAAAGGCAAAAAAGAAUUGAUUAAUAAUGGCCCAAGUUCAAUGAUCAGUUCUAAAGCUGGCAAGAAUUCUGGCAAAAAGAAGGGCCUUAACAAUGAACUCAAUCACCUUCCAGUGAUUUCUAAUAUGGCAGCCACAUUGGAUAGUUGCUCAGUAACAGAUGGCAGUUUGACUACUGAAAUGCCCAAAUUGGAAGCAGAGGGAUUAAUAGACAAGAAAAAUGCAGGAGAUAAAGAUAAGAGCAAAAAAGCUAACAGUUGCAAAGUGGACAAAAACCUUUCAAAACUUAAAACUGCCAGGCCUAUUGCUCCUGCUCCAACUCCUACUCCUCCCCAGUUGAUAGCUAUUCCUACUGCAGCCUUUACAACUACUACUACAGGGUCAAUAUCAGGAUUGCCCUCACUCACAACCACUGUUGUUCAGGCUACACCAAAGAGUCCUCCAUUAAAACCUAUUCAACCAAAGCCCACAAUUAUGGGAGAGCCAAGCACUAUAAACCCAGCUCUCACAUCACUCAAAGACAAAAAGAAAAAGGAAAAGAGAAAGGUAAAAGAUAAAGAAAGCAAAGAAUCAGGAAGCCCUAAAAUGGAUGUGAAGCUAGGAAAGCUUGAGGACACAAAGGGGUCUGGGAAAGAUUUAUCUGGACAUUUUUUAAAGGACCAUCUCUGCAAGAAUGAAGUGCUAGCUAAUGGUCUGUCAGAAUCUCAAGAGAGCAGGAUGGCAAGUAUUAAAGCUGAAGCUGAUAAGGUUUACACUUUUACAGACAAUGCACCUAGCCCUUCUAUAGGGAGUGCUUCUAGAAUGGAAUGUAACCCUUUGGUGAAUGGACAGUCUCCUAUGCCACCAUUGCAUGUGCUGACACAAAAUGGGACAGAAAAUUCAGCCACUAAAACAAAUAGCCCUGCUUAUUCUGAUAUAUCUGAUGCUGCUGAGGAUGGUGGUUCUGACAGCAGGUCAGAGGGCAUGAGGUCAAAGGCCAGUUCACCUUCUGAUAUUAUUUCUAGUAAGGACAGUGUUGUAAAAGGGCAUUCUUCAGCUACAGCACAAUCAUCCCAAGUGAAAGAGCCCCAUUCUCCCUAUUACCAUGGCUACGAUACCUAUUAUUCUCCAAGUUAUAUGCACUCAGGCCAAGUCAGCACCCCUGCAGCUGGGAACAGUACUUACACACAGGGAAUGAAGAUCAAAAAGGAAUCUGAGGAAGAAAUGGAAAGAAAAGACAAGGCAGAGCCAUUAGAUUCUAAGAAAAUGGAAAACAAUUCUAAUUUACCACCUCAACAUCAGUCAGUAAUAACUCAAAGACAUCCUGCACUUGCCCAGUCACUUUAUUAUGGACAGUAUGCCUAUGGUCUCUAUAUGGACCAGAAAUCCUUAAUAGCCACUAAUCCUGCUUACAGACAGCAGUAUGAGAAAUAUUAUGAGGACCAGAGAUUGGCAGAACAGAAAAUAGCUCAAACUGGAAGAGACUGUGAGAGAAAAAAUGAACUCCCUUUGAAAGAACUGGGCAAGGAGGACAGUAAACAGAAAAAUAUCCCAUCUGCUACCAUCUCUAAAGCUCCUACUACUCCAGAGCCUAACAAAAACAAUACUAAACUUGGGCCAUCAUUACCUAAUAAAACUGAGGAGACAGGUAAAUCACAGAUUCUGUCCAAUCAUCAGCAGCAGCUUCAGUCCGACAGCUUCAAAGCUAAGCAGAUGGAAAACCACCAACUUAUUAAGGAGGCUGUAGAAAUGAAAUCUGUCAUGGAUUCCAUGAAGCAGACAGGUGUAGACCCAACCACAAGAUUUAAACAAGAUCCAGAUUCAAGGACAUGGCACCAUUAUGUCUACCAGUCUAAAUACCUCGAUCAGCAAAAAUCAGAAGAGCUUGAUAGAGAAAAAAAGUUAAAGGAGGAUAGCCCAAGGAAAACACCUAAUAAAGAUAGUAUGAUACCUGGCCUCCCUGUGUCAUUAACAAGUAUCAAAGAAGAACCCAAAGAAGCCAAGCAUCCUGAUUCUCAGUCACUGGAAGAGAAUAAGAUAAAAAAUGAUGAUCGAAAGACUCCUGUAAACUGGAAGGACUCACGAGGAGCCAGAGUGACUGUCUCCUCUCCAAUGAGUCAACAUCAGUCAUACAUACAGUAUUUGCAUGCUUAUCCUUAUCCACAGAUGUAUGAUCCUAGUCAUCCUGCAUACAGAGCUGUCUCUCCUGUCCUAAUGCACAGCUAUCCUGGGGCCUAUCUCUCUCCAGGAUUUCAUUAUCCUGUUUAUGGGAAGAUGUCAGGGAGAGAAGAGGCGGAAAAAGUCAAUACCAGUCCUAGCAUCAGCACGAAAACAGCCACUGAAUCUAAAGCACUGGAUUUGCUUCAGCAGCAUGCCAACCAGUACCGCAGCAAGUCCCCUGCUCCUAUAGAAAAGACUGUAGCUGAACGUGAGCGGGAAGCAGAGAGAGAACGAGAUCGUCACUCCCCCUUUAGUCAACGUCAUCUUCAUACUCAUCAUCACACACAUGUUGGAAUGGGCUAUCCAUUAAUACCGGGUCAGUAUGACCCCUUCCAAGGGUUAACCUCUGCUGCCCUUGUGGCUACUCAGCAGGUGGCUGCUCAAGCUUCUGCAUCUGGUAUGUUUCCUGCACAGAGAAGGUAAAUAUCCUGUGAAUUUUGAAUUGCUUUUAAAGAAAGAGACAUAUUAACAGGGAAAAAAGAAAUCUCAUGAUAGGUUUUUUUUUUUAAUUCAAAAGUCAGGCUCCUUCUAAACUGUAAUUUUUUUUUUUUUACUUUGUAAUGCUAAUUGUGGCAUUUAUUUUUCUAAGAAUAUAUAUAUAUAUAUAAUACACACACACAAAACACAAUAUAAUCACACAAUCUUUGUACCUUAAAAUCUUUUAUUCUCCUUGCUUAAUCUAAUUGUAAUAGUUGUAAAAACAGGAAAUUUAUAUUGAUAAUGCUACAGAAAAAGACAAAUCUAAAUAUAUUUUUGUUUUCAUUCAAUCACAGGUUAAAAAUAAAAGUAAAACGAUUGAAUUUAACAUUAGAUAUGAAAAACUUUAUAUUGUAUUUUUAAAACUCAAAUAUUAUUUUAGAGUAAUUCAAGAAAUUAAUACAAUAAAACACACUCUUCACUUUCAUGGUUUUCAGUGUUAAUUAUGAAAAAAAUUGAUUUUCUUAAGGUCCCUUGUUUUCUUUUGCAGAGAGUGAAAACAUUGGAUAUGUACACUGUCAUGUGAUUGGAUCACAUGGAGAAGCGCUUUAUUACAGACAUCAGUUCCAUGGUGUUAAUUUGAAAUGCCUUAAUGGCAGGCAAAAAGCAGUCAUUUCAUUUUUGUAAAUUGCAGAUUUUAUCACAGAGUAACAAAUGUCGCUGUAAUUAAACUUCUUUUAUAUAUAUAAAUAUAUAUAUAUAUAAAUAUAUACAUACAUAUAUAUGUGUUAUAUAUGUAUAUUCUUUACUUUUUAUAUCAGUAACCAGGCUCAAAUACACAGGGUCUGCUGCCAAGUUGCAAGCCACACAAUAAAGGAAAAAAGUAAUUUUUGUCAUGUUGAAAAGUAUUAGCCACAAAAGGCUAUUUUUUUCUUUUCCUUUUGCUUUUAAAUUAUAAAUAAUGUUAUGUAUCAGUGUGCCUGAACCUUACAUACCCUUAAGAUAUUUCCACAAGCCUCUCAGAAGGACUAACUGUGAUGAUGACACUUUCAUACAAUUUAGAUGUCUAUUUGGUGGCUCCUGUUAAGAUGCAUCAGUGUGAAAUGUUAUUGUAUUCACUGUUUCAUUGUAAUUGUGUAUGGUGGAAAAUAUACUUUUGGAAGGCGUGGGGUUGCCAGUACCACAAAAACUGUGUUGUACAUAAUGUAUAGAUUUUAAAUGGGGAAAUAAUGAGCAUCUAUGAAUAAUGACACAUCCAUUUAAAAAAAUAUUGAAUGGCAAAUAACCCUAAUGCCUGCAUAUCAGAAGACAUCUGUGAUUGUUCUAAUACUUGAAUAGUCCCACAGUCUUUUUUUUUUUUUUUAAUGUUUACAAUUAUCCAGUUUUAGAAAAGAGACUUUAAUACCAUUGCCUGGUUACCUGUUUUAUGCUGUAAUUUAGUUUAUUUUGUGUAAAAUGUAUAUUGAAUGCUUUUUUUAUACAUGCCUUAAAUAAUUUGGCAAUCAGAAUUAAAAAAAAAGUUGUUUUUUUAAAA
Molecule: messenger RNA, 6069 nt
Organism: Antechinus flavipes (yellow-footed antechinus)
Lineage: Eukaryota; Metazoa; Chordata; Mammalia; Dasyuromorphia; Dasyuridae
Gene: ZNF608
Product: zinc finger protein 608
Exons: 8
Coding region: 9-4541 (1510 amino acids)
Biological process (GO): regulation of transcription by RNA polymerase II
Cellular component (GO): nucleus
Source: RefSeq, a predicted model, not a curated record